Messenger RNA from Cynoglossus semilaevis (tongue sole), 1132 nucleotides. RefSeq names its product basic salivary proline-rich protein 1-like. The coding region runs from base 134 to 1045 and encodes 303 amino acids. The transcript has 5 exons. The record is from RefSeq and is a predicted model, not a curated record. Lineage: Eukaryota; Metazoa; Chordata; Actinopteri; Pleuronectiformes; Cynoglossidae.
CCCUGUUCUCCAGGUGAGGUUCAAUGGCAUUGCUUUUUGCUCAGGUGUAAGUAAUUAUGUGAGCGAGAUUAGCACAUCAGUUUAAAAACAGUGCAGAGGGUCUUAGCCUCAUUAGCUCCUUCUUUAGCCAAACAUGUUGCUGAUGGUUUUCUUCAGGGUUUCUUGGCUCUCUCUGAUGUUCUUCAGCACAGCUUCAUGUUAUCCUGCAGGCCAAGUCUUUGAUUAUUCUCAAGCAAGAAGUUGGAGUUCUGGUGUGGAUACUGAUCAACAGCCUUUAGUGCUUCCUACUAGAAGGCAACAGCAUGCAGAAGACCCUCAUGGACCACCUAGCUCUGCUGUCAGCCCCCCUUGGAGUCCUGGCCAUGGUGCCUUCAAUCAUCCUCAAGCACGGAGCUGGUUCUCAGGUGGCACUAAUUCACCGUCUGAUGGCCUGAGUCAACCAGGCUCUGCUGUUGGCCAGAAUCCUCCACCUGCUGUCUUCUAUCUUCCUGGUGUCCCAUCCAAAGGUGUAGGUCAAGUUCAGCCUCCACCCAGCCCAGGGAAGACACCAGAGGUUCAGUCUGGUUCUACCUCCAAUGAAGGUUCUCCAGGUGUUCCUCAGCCUGCAGAUUCUGCUUCGGUGUACGUUGGUUACAACUAUGGCUCCCACUAUGCUGCAGCCCCUGACGGUGGUCAACCUGAACCUGACGCUGCUGAGAACACAGACAGCGCAGAACCAGCAUCUCCUGAAGUCCAGCAGCCACAGGAUGAAGGUGGGGCUGGAGUUGUUGACGUGAACAGCUGGUUUCUGUCUCGUCCCUUCCCGGACUUCACAGUUUGGGAUUCCAGUCCUGUAGGAGCAGCAGAGUUUGUGAGUGAGACGUCUCCUCCUCUACCUUCAUCCUACAUCAUCCAGUCCAACAGUGGUUACCAGCGGCUACGAGAGUUCCUCUCCCACACAAAGUACACUCCAGACUACUACAUUCCAGUUGACAGUGAACCACCAGUCCUCCCUCCUGCUGACCCCUCCAGUAAAGCUACUCCUGAUGUGAAAGGAACUCCAUAGAGGAGAAUGGAAGGGUGACCUUUGACUUUGUUGGAAAUGCAGGAACUUGUGAUUCUGAAUAAUAAUAAUAAAAAAUGUUUAAAUUGC